CACACAGAAGAAACAAGAGGCACUGUACCACAUUAGUUCGCACUUCUGCCGCUCUAAGUCAGUGUCAAAUAGUGAAGGUGUCUGUCUAUGUGUGUGUGUUUGUGUAUGUGUGUGGCUCCGUCUGGGUUCUCAUAUGCCAAAUCAGCUCUGAGGGACAUUGUGAUUAAGCGGUUGAACUGAUCUCAUUGACAUUUUAGAUUAGCACUCUCCGCAGGGCUCCCCUGCCCCGUCUCUCUGCAAGUGUCUAUGUCACUGAUACAGGAUUAAGAUAGCACUGUAAGGAAGUGAGGAUGAUGAUGGUGAGCGAUGACUGUCUGGUGGAGUGCCGGAUCGAUGACAGCGAUGAAGACGAAGGAGGAGAAGAAGAACAGAUAAACACUCCUCCUCCUCCUCCUGAGUUUGCAUGCAAAGCCCCAACUCCAUUGCCACAACCCCCGACCCCUCCACCAGCCCCUGCCAUGCCCACACCCACCCAUCCUGUCAACAGGGACCCUUAUGGCAUCAACCAACACCUAAAGGUGGAGGUCAGUGACGUGCUGGCUGAGCCCGCCACACCUCACAGCAUAGACCAAGUGUGGCUUUACAGUGUUGUUGGCUUCGAGAGGGCUCGUAUCUGGACUUACCGCUGCCUCUCCCUGCUGUUUGCUGUGCCCUUUGCGCUCCUCUGUGGCAUUUUUCUGGCCAUUCUCACCUGUCUACAUGUCUGGUUUGUGGUGCCUUGCAUACAGCUGAGCAACACUUUCCUUCCAUGCCUGCGGUCCUUGUGUAUAUGUGUUGUGAGCGAUUUCAUCUCUCCUUUCUGUACGUCUUUUGCUCUCUGCUGCAGUCAAAUCGCCAUUUCACUGUCUAACAAGGACUGGCAUCAAAUGAGAGAAAAAGAGGCUGUAUGAAUGUGAGACAUACUGAUUGAAUGAGUGAGUGAGUGAGCGAGCGAGCCAGUGAGUAAGUGAAUGAGUGAGUGAGUGGCUGUUUGAUAUGUUUUCUACAUGUAAAGCCAAUUCAUAAAAAUGCAUUAUUAUUAUCAUAAUUAUUUACACUGA
Thunnus maccoyii (southern bluefin tuna) is the source of this 1040-nucleotide messenger RNA. RefSeq lists its product as uncharacterized. Bases 291 to 890 code for a protein of 199 amino acids. The transcript has 4 exons. Gene Ontology annotation, molecular function: molecular adaptor activity. Lineage: Eukaryota; Metazoa; Chordata; Actinopteri; Scombriformes; Scombridae. The record is from RefSeq and is a predicted model, not a curated record. Gene Ontology annotation, cellular component: caveola. Gene Ontology annotation, biological process: caveola assembly.